Molecule: messenger RNA, 132 nt
Organism: Phytophthora nicotianae INRA-310
Lineage: Eukaryota; Oomycota; Peronosporomycetes; Peronosporales; Peronosporaceae
Exons: 1
Coding region: 1-132 (43 amino acids)
Source: RefSeq, a predicted model, not a curated record
AUGCGUGGCGGCCAGACGUUGCCCUCAGGUCCAACAUCAACGUGCUGCAUGUCCAAGGAUAACGGAGAGUCAGAACGUCUCGGCAGACAGCGCGACCACCGAAAUCGUCGUCUCCAGUGCAGAGCUCCGUGA